AUGGAUUUCAUAGACUACGACACGUUCCAGAAUGACACAGAUCCACAGGAGAAUAAUGGAUUACCUGAACCUGCUCCACCAUUAAUUUUACCUAUAAAUCCAAUAACAAAUAAAUUUAAGAAUUUAUCAAUUUUGAAGAAUCAUUUGAGUGAAGGUGGUGGUGCUGGUGAUAGUGAUAAUGGUACUGGUAAUAAUAAUAGUGAUGAUACUACUGUUAAUAACUCCAAAAUUGCUGAAAAAUAUGCUAAAAUAUCAAUAGAUUUAUUAAAUUCAAAUAAUCAAUCUUCAAAUGAUGAUUUAAUUACUGAUUUACCCCAUGAAAAUAGUUCAAAUACUAAAAUAGAUCAAUCAGAUAAACUAAAUAAUCAUAUCACCUCCAAAGCUUCAUCUCAUACCACAUCAACUUCAGUAUUAAGUACUAAAUUAUCAAAAGUUUUAAAUACAUAUGAUAAUAAUGAUCCAAAAUUACGUGAAGCUAUUCAAUUAUUACAAAAUAAAAAAAUUAUGGAUAUUGAUCAAUUAGUUAAGACUGAUUUAUUAGGAUCCAUAGCAAGAAGGAAUUUUAGAAGUGAAAUUGAAAAUGAUUUAUUAAAACAACAUUCAAAUGUAUUAAAAGAAUUUCAACCAAUAAUUCAUAAAAUUGAAAAUAUUGGUGAUAAAAUCCAGAAAUUAAAUAAUAUUAAUAAUAAGUUCCAAAACUUUGAUAAAUUAAAUCCUGAAUUAAUUAAUCAAAUUGAAAAAUUAUCUAUACAAAAAACUAUAUUAACUUUGAAAAAAAUGAUUUUAUUAAAUUUUAAGAAAAAAUUCACAUUAACUCAAUUUGAUGAACAUGUAUUAACAAAUGAAGAAAUAUCAAUUAAUUUCUUCUCUGUUUUAUCAAAAUAUUCAAAUGAUGAUCAAAGUCGUCCAAUUGUAUUAUCUGCUCAUGAUCCAUUAAGAUAUAUAGGUGAUAUAUUGGCUUAUAUUCAUUCAACAAUGGUUAAUGAAGUGGAAUUUAUCAAAAUAUUAUUUGCAAAAGAAGAAGAUGAUGAGGAAUUAUCAGAGUUGAGUGAUUUAGAACAACUAGGAAAUAUAACAAAUGAUAUAAUUAAUGAAAUUUUAAAUUCAUUAGCAAGACCCUUAAAAAUUAGAAUUGAACAAAUUAUUAGAAAUGAAAUAAAUUUAGAAAAUAUUGGGAAAUUUUUCAAUUUAUUUGAAUUAUUUAAAAUGAUGUAUGAAAAAAAUUUACCAUUAGAAAUUAUACCAAAUUCACAAAUUAUUAAAAAUUUAAAUAAUUUAGAAAAAAUAACUGUGGAGAAAAUUUUCAAUAUAAUGAAGGAAAAAUUAAUAAUUAUUAAAAAUGGGAAUACGGUGGAAUCAAAUGAUGAUCUAUUAUUACCACCAGAUUGGAUUAGAGAUUAUUUAACAGAUGUUUUAGUGUUAUUUGAUAAUGUUCAAUUUGGAUCUGAUGAACAUAUUUUUAAAUUAUCAGAUGAUGAAUUUAAAUCAUUAUUGAAAACUAUAAUUAAUGAACCAAUUGAUAUAUUAACAUCCAUUUCUCAAAAUCAAAUUCUAAAUAAAACUGAUCAACAAAUUUUCCAAUUGAAUUGCUUAGAUUUAAUUCAAUCUAAAAUUAUAACAAUACCACAAUUUUCCUCGAAAAAUGAUGAAUUAAAUGAUAGCAUAACAGAAUUGAAAUUAAAAUUAAUUGAAAAUCAAUAUAAUUUAUUAUUAACAAAUUCACAAUUAUCAAUCCAUCAACAAUUAAUUCAAUUAAUUUUCCCUAUUGAUCAAAUUGAAUCUAAAGAUGAUUAUAUGAUGUAUUCAUCAUUAAUUGAAAAUAAAUUAUUCCACAAGGAGAAAUUAUUAGAAAUUGAAUUAAAAUUACAUGAUUUUUUACCUAUAGCAUUAAUAGAAUUUCAACAAUCAUUAUUUAAAAUUUCUUCACCAAUAUUGGCAAAUGAUAUUAUAAUUGAAAGUUCAUUAAAAUUUUUAAAUCUUUAUUUAGUUUUUUAUAAUAUCCUUUUGGAAUUAUAUCCAGAUGAAAAGAUUCUAGAGUGGAAUCCAUAUGAUGUUGCUACAUUAUUAGGUGUUGAAGAAGAUUAUAAAAAAAGUUCAUUUGCAUCAUUAUAA
This is a messenger RNA of Hansenula ciferrii, 2112 nucleotides long. It is a transcript of the gene COG6, whose product is annotated as Golgi transport complex subunit COG6. The record is from RefSeq and is a predicted model, not a curated record. Bases 1 to 2112 code for a protein of 703 amino acids. Lineage: Eukaryota; Fungi; Ascomycota; Saccharomycetes; Phaffomycetales; Wickerhamomycetaceae. Gene Ontology annotation, cellular component: COG complex. The transcript is spliced from 2 exons. Gene Ontology annotation, biological process: intra-Golgi vesicle-mediated transport.